AUGGAUUUAUUGAAAACACCUUCAACACAAUCUUUAUUGGAAUCAGAUUUAGAAUCAGUUGAGAGUCUUCAGUAUGUGGAUUUCGAAGAGCUUGAUGAAGUUGAAUAUGCCUUGCCGACAAGUGAAGCUCCGAGCCUGGCUGAAAUUUUAUCAUCACAAGAAUUGGAAAUCAAUAAAGGACCAUUAAAAAAUGUUGAGGAACCUACAUGUUCUGCUCUACACGUUGAUUUCUUACAAGCUAUUUCACAGCAGCUAUUUCAAGCUGAAGAAAGAUCAUCAGCAGGUGCAGCUACUACAUUAAGUAUAGGAACAAAUGGAAGACUGACUGUAGGAACGGCUCAUGGACAUCUACUUUCGUUUCAUGAUCAAACAUUGAGAUGGGUCUGUGAUGCUAACGGAGACAAUGGUGCUGUAACUUGCUUAUCAUACAACCAUGAUAGCACUCGAUUAUUAGCGGGUUUCGCCCGAGGACUUGUUUAUCAGUACGAGAGUGUACGCGGUGUUAUUUUGAGACGGGUCACUUUGGGAGGGAAUAUAUGGGGCGCGUUGAGAGUAACUUGGGCUGGUACUUCGGGAUUAGCACUCGAUACAGGUGGAUCUGUGUGGCUCAUUAAAUUCUCAAGGCCACUUGGAGUUCGCUCCGCUCGAGUCUCGUGUCUAUUUUCGGGCGCUCGAGGUGAAGUUGUGGCUAUGAAGGCUAGAGAUGCUCGUAUUUUAGCGUUGGCAACUCUCUCUAGAGUUAUUAUUGUAGCGGGCGGCCGAGCAGCUGGUGUGAAAUUAGACGGACCACCAGACGUUCUUCCUGUGUUAGAAUGGUAUGAGAUAGAUAACAGGCUGCUGGUAUGCGCUAGAGCGAACAUCAUGCAAUGGCUCAGCGUUGUUAUAAAUGGACCUUCAAUUAGCCUACAGUCGGUCCAACGUGUUGAAUUAAAGUCUACACCAAUUUGGCUCGGCUGGUUGGCUGGAAGUCUAGCGAUAUUCGAUUCGGAUGAAAAUCUCCGUUUAUGGGGUGAUGACUAUGAUAAACCACUGGAUUUGUCACAAAUAGAACCAGUAUAUGCUUCGGCAUUUUUCAAGGGCCAUUGGACGGAUGGUAACGUAUCGAGAGCAAUGUGCAAGGCUGGCGAGAGUGCGCUUGGAGGUGCUUGUAUAUCGGAAGGCACGUUAGCACUGUUGGGGCGUCGCGGCGUUGUAAGAGUGAAGCCUCGUGACCUUCUUGCCAGGUCCCAGGCAUUCCUAUCUUCGGGGCGAUAUUCUCAAGCAUUACGACUACUCUGUUCAGCCCAGGGCCCCGAAGCUAAGAAGCUAGCGAACGAGUUUAUUUGCAAUUUAGCUGAUAGGCCACAUAUAGUGAAUAGCAAAAAUGUUGCAGUUCAAGUUGUCAAGUUAUGCCUUAAAUUUGACAUGAGUUAUGAAUUAUGGAAUGUGUUAUGGGAGAACUGUUCAAGUGAAGACGCGUUUGUGGAGGCAUUAAGCGACGCGGUAGUACGAGGAGAACUUGUAAAUUUCGCUCCAUCGCCUGAUUUUACACAGUCACUAAUCGAGCGCCUGGCUGACCUUGAACCGGAGUUGGUAGAGCGUGUUGUAUCGUGUGUUCCACUCACCUCCCUGGACCCUCACCGAGCCAGUGUGUUCACGAGGGAGAGGGGACUGUGGCGGGGGGCGGGGGCCGUCGCCGCAGCACUCGACGGUUGCAGCGGUGCUAUGAGAGAGUUGGUUGGCUACGUGGAUCUGUGUUGUAGGGGCAGCGCAGGUUGCGGAUGUGCGGGGGGCGCGCUCCUAUUGACGGCCGCGGACGCGCUGGCGGGGAGGGGAGCGGGGGGCAGGCCGCUACCACCACACGCGCGACCAUCGGCCAGGCAUGACGCGUUACAGGCACUGUUGGCUGAAGAUUCGGAGGGUCGGUCUCCACUGCGGGCGUUGGUGUUGCACGACGCGAGUGCGAGCGUUCGUCUGUUGGAGCAGUGUGCGAGGGAACCACCCUUCGCCGGACCACUCGCCAAACAGAACAGACUGAGAGUAGCGCGGGCGUUACUCACGUACAUCGAUCAAUUGCAGGUAUCAGACAGCAUAGAAAUACUAGAGUUUAUAUGUGGACAACUACAAACCGGCGCGUUGCCGCUCGACCAGGAGUUGAUAAAAAGAGUUCAAGAAGUCAUAUCGAACAUAGAUGACGAACGAGCUGACGUCGCUUGGCUGGGAGUGUUAACACGGAUACGAACACAGAGAGACCAAAUGGUCAUGCAAUAUAAAGAUGCCGUGCCUCGGCCGCGAGUGUUGUGGCGGAUUAAUGCGAUGCUCGACCGGCAUAGCGAGGUCCUCAACGAGUUCUUCAACAUCAGAGAUCCGUCCAGUCGCGAUAUAAACGAACUCUUUGAAUACUUGCGAUCUCGAAUCGAAACUGACGCCGAGGCUAGAGAACAUAUAAGGGACCACCUUCCAGCUUUGAUCCAACUGCGACCAAGAUCGGCGGCGGCGCUCCUCAACGAACAACAAACUAACACGAUAGGACCUAUUUACGAUACAUUAAGUACCGAAUGUAGAAUAGAAUUCGGCGAAUGUCUCUUAGACAUGGGGCGGCUGAAGGGGGACAUCGCCGCGUCACAUCUUCGUACUCUGUGUAUAGAGAAGCCAAAUGAAGUUAAAGAGUUUCUUAAAAAGAAUUCGGGAAUAAUCAGACCCGAGGACGCUUUAAGAAUAAUUAAAGAACACGGACCAAAAGACGCGGAGCCGAUCUGUCUGGAGGCGAGCGGUGAUCACAUGGGCGCCUUGGAGGCAUUGCUGCAAUCAGUGACCGCAGCUGAGGACGAGGUGACCAAAGCCAGUCUGAUGGAGGAGGCGGGCGCGCUGUGUGUCCGGGUGGGACCAGCCGUCCCGCAGGCCGUGGCCUCCGACAUGUGGUCGCGGCUCCUGCGGCACACGGACACGAUCCCCACGACGCUACUGUUCGAAGCCGUCGCCUACCUACCCCUCGAAGAACUCGCUACCAAGACUUGCACUUCGAUAACAAUGGCCCGGACCAUACUAGCGAGUGGUGGUAGCGGCCGCGAUGCCUGGGAAUGUACGUCUCGACUAGUCCAGCGCGAGGCGCACGAGGCGCUCGCACGGGAGUUGAACUCAGCUCGUCGCGGGCUGGCGGUGCGUGGGCGGUGCAGGCAUUGCGACCGACCGCUUGAAGCGGGCCCGGCCGUGCGGACCGCUCACUGCGCAAGGGCUUUCCACGUGGACUGUGAACCGGAGAGCACGUGUCCAUGUGGGGUAAGAGUGUCGAGGGACGCGGCUCCCAUACCAUCAGCCCCCUGCCCGCCUUCCCCUGCUCGCUCCACACAGGACUACGCCUUAUCCCUAGUCGCCCCCCCGAGACCUGACCUCGAAGGCGUCGUCUGA
Molecule: messenger RNA, 3387 nt
Organism: Danaus chrysippus (African queen)
Lineage: Eukaryota; Metazoa; Arthropoda; Insecta; Lepidoptera; Nymphalidae
Source: the annotation of a GenBank genome assembly